GCAUCAGGAUGUGAUAUUGUGGUAUUGGGGACUGACUUUGAAAGAUUACAGAUAAUCCCUGGAGCAAAACAUGGAAACAUUCAAGUGGGAUGUGUGGACUGUUCAAUGCAACAGGGGAAGAUUGCAGCUUCUUACGGAAAGGUGAUUUGUAUCUUUGAGCCAGUUACCCUCUUGAAGCAGAACAGCAAUUUAACAUUACACUAUCAGUGGCAGAAGAAUGCUCAAAUCUUACUGGAAACCAUAGCACAUAAUCUAACGUGGGAUCCCACAGGCACUCGCCUUUUGACUGGUUCCAGUUGUCUUCAGCUUUGGUCCAAUGUUCCUUUGGAAAACCCUUCUGACAAUGACAGUACUGAAAGAACAGAUGUUGGACUUGGAGAAUGGAGGUGUAUCUGGCAAAGCAAAACUGCUUCUCAAGUUUGUUUAAUGAAAUUCUCACCAGAUGGGGAGUUUUUUGCUACUGCUGGAAGGGAUGAUUGUCUUGUGAAAGUAUGGUACAGUGCAGACAACUGGCGAUCAGCCGUAACACCACCUGGCUCAAGUCCAGACAAGCAAAUGAAAGAAGUUGAUUUUUCAUUUGUUUAUUUGGCUCAUCCUCGAUCAGUAAAUGCAUUUUCAUGGAGGAAGACCAGUAAAUUCAUGCCACGUGGUGCUGUCUGCAAUGUACUCCUGACUUGCUGUAAGGAUAAUGUGUGUCGUCUCUGGGCAGAGACUUUGUUACCCAAUGACAGUCUGCUGUAUGGUGGAGGAUACAACAGUUGGAGUGAAGCAGUGAACCUCACAAAUAACUUGAAAAGAAAUACUUCAAGUAAGGAAAAAGUGCAAAAUGCUUUAGAGUUAAACCUGAGACACUUUCGACGAGGGAGGAGGAGGUCGGGUGCUGUUGUAGCACAUACUGGAUAUGCUCCACAUCAGCAAGAUCCCCACGAAGUUCACAGGAACAUCCCUCCUCAUGCAAAUGCACUUUGUCACUUCCAUAUUGCUGCCAGUAUCAAUCCAGCCACAGAUAUUCCUCUACUCCCUUCUAUUACAUCUCUGAGUCUUGGUGAAAAUGAAGAAAAAAGUGGGCCUUUUGUUGUGCACUGGCUAAACAAUAAAGAACUUCAUUUUACCUUAUCCAUGGAAGUAUUUUUGCAACAACUUAAAAAGAGUUUUGAACAUCAUUCUCCUGAGACUAACACUGAGGAAUCUAAUCAAAUGGAUGGCAGAGGAGAAGAAGAUGAUGAAAAUGGAGAUGAACAAAAAGGAAAUCAAGAAAAGGAGGAGCUUGGUGAUGAGAAAGCUACUGCAAAUUCAAGCCUUGUUCCUUUACCUUCUGCUAUUACUGAUCAUGAAAUUGAAGUACUGCUUUCUGAAUGGAGUAAGAAUGCUGACAUGCUAUUUAGUAUACAUCCUAUGGAUGGUUCGCUGCUGGUAUGGCAUGUGGACUGGCUUGAUGAAUACCAGCCUGGCAUGUUUCGCCAGGUGCAGGUAUCAUUUGUCUCAAGAAUUCCUGUUGCAUUUCCGACGGGUGAUGCAAACUCUCUUAGCAGAAGUAUAGUGAUGUAUGCUUGUACCAAAAAUGUUGACUUAGCUAUUCAACAAGGCAAACAAAAGCCUCCUGGCCUUACGCGAUCUUCAUCUAUGCUUAUCUCUUCUGGACACAGUAAAUCAACCAACAGUUUAAAACUAAGUAUCUUCACUCCCAAUGUUAUGAUGAUUUCCAAACAUGCAGAUGGGUCAUUGAACCAGUGGCUAGUGAGUUUUGCUGAGGAAUCUGCUUUCUCAACUGUACUCAGUAUUUCACAUAAAUCCCGAUAUUGUGGUCACCGUUUUCAUCUUAAUGACUUGGCUUGCCACUCAGUGUUACCACUGCUGCUUACAACCUCACAUCACAAUGCUCUAAUUUCACCAGAUGCUGAGAAUGCAAAACAGGCAAAUGAUUCUAAGAAGUCUCAGGAGUCGCCAAUAAGACUUCAGAGUAGAGGCAAUGCAAACAUGACAUCGCAGGAUCCCAGUGCAGUCUACAGUGAACUUAUUCUUUGGAGAGUUGACCCUGUUGGGCCUUUGUCCUUUUCUGGUGGAGUUUCUGAACUUGCUCGGAUCAAUUCUCUCCAUGUUUCAGCUUUUUCUAAUGUUGCGUGGCUGCCCACACUUAUACCCAGCUAUUGCCUUGGUGCAUACUGCAAUUCUCCAAGUGCCUGCUUUGUGGCUAGUGAUGGACAGCAUUUGAGAUUAUAUCAAGCUGUAAUAGAUGCUAAGAAACUUUUGUGUGAGCUCUCCAAUCCAGAAAUUUCUAAAUAUGUUGGUGAAGUUUUUAACAUCAUAAGUCAGCAAUCUACGGCUCGCCCGGGAUGUAUCAUUGAGCUGGAUGCUAUCACAGAGCUUCAUGGCAGGAAAACACAGUUAUUCCAUGUCUUUCAAGAAGACUUCAUUUUAAAUAACCAGGAGAAGGAAAUAACAGAAAAGAACAACAACUUAUCAGACUCUGGAAACCAGCAGAAUGGAUUCUCUGAAAAAUUCUACUUAAUAGUAAUCGAGUAUACUCAAAACCGUUCAUUGCUACAUAUGUGGCAUUUACAUUUGAAGUCAAUACCUGUCUCAGUAGAAGAUAAGAUAGAUUCAAAUACACCUGAAGAAGCAACACAAACAGAAGAAUUGUGUUCUUCACCAGAUCCAGAGAAGAUCCAGUCACUUUUCACUCAAAAGUAUCAAGCCUGUAGAGCAAACCUUCAGAGCACCAGCUGGCUUACUCUGUCUUCCAAAAUGGUCUACAGUCAAGAAUUGAAUUUGCCAGAAGGAGUAGACAUAAUAAGUGUAAAGCCAUCAGCAGGACAUCUGAGUAGUUCUUCCAUAUAUCCUGUUUGUCGUGCACCAUACCUGCUGGCUACUUCAUGCUCUGAUGGAAAAGUUCGGUUCUGGAGAUGCAGAGUUACCACUGAACCAUCAGCUUCUUCCAUGCCAGAAUACAGCACACAUGGUGAUGUUACAUAUGUAUGGGAAGAAUGGCCAUUACUGAUUGAAGAUGGACUUCUUAGUAGUAGUGCUAUUAAUGUUCCAGGAAGGCCAAAUGAAGUUAGCUGUGCACACACAAACAGAUUAGCAGUAGCAUACAAGCAGGUAACAUCUAAAAAUAGUCAUCUUUCUCAAGAUUUUAUAAUGCAUGUUAGUAUUUUUGAAUGUGAAUCUACAGGGGGUUCUUCUUGGAUUCUAGAACAGACUCUUCAUUUAGAUGAGAUAGGCACCAUGUUAGAUUCCGGUGUUAGUAUUGAUAGUAAUUUAGUGGCAUAUAACCGACAAGACAUUCCUCUGUCUCAUGGUGGGAAUAUUAUGCCCAGCGCUAAGCACUUGGUACACUUAGAUUGGAUGUCUAGGGAAGAUGGUUCACAUAUUCUAACAGUAGGAAUUGGAUCAAAACUUUAUAUGUUUGGUCAGCUGUCUGGGAAAAUGCAAGAACAAAACGGCAAGGAGAUGGUAGCAGUCUCCUAUAGUGGCAGUACGAAGGCUACAACCCUUUCAAGGUUUGUUCUGCUGCGUUGUGUUGACUUGGUUUCAUCUGUAGAGGGCUCACCUCCUUUUCCAGUCUCCUUGUCUUGGGUGCGUGAUGGCAUUCUUGUAGUUGGAAUGGAUUGUGAAAUGCAUGUUUAUUCCCAGUGGCAAUCUCCUUCCAGGCAGGAACUAGUUAGCACAGAUUCAUACACUGGAGGUACACCGUGUAUAGCUAGCUUUAUGAAACAAAGCCAGUCAGCUGCCUCGGGUCUGCAUCCACCAAAGCGAACCUUGACCAGAUCUAUGACCAGCCUUGCACAGAAACUUAGUGGGAAAAGAUCUGCCUGUGAUCUGUCUAUGGAAGUGGAAGAUUCUGGUCUUUUUGAAGCAGCUCAUACAUUAUCUCCCACUUUACCUCAGUACCAUCCAUAUCAACUGUUGGAACUCAUGGAUCUAGGUAAAGUACGUAGAGCAAAAGCCAUUCUGUCCCAUCUGGUGAAGUGCAUUGCUGGAGAAGUUGUUGCUAUAAAUGAAUCUGAACCUAAUCAUGAUAAGAGGCUCAGAUCUCUGACCAUCAGUGCUAGUGGAAGUACUGCAAGAGAUCCCAAAACAUUCAGCAAAACUGAGACUACAGACUAUAUCGAAAUAGACUCUGUUCCACCAUUGCCUUUGUAUGCUCUGCUUGCUGCGGAUGAUGAUUCAUCUCAUUCCUUUUCAGAGAAGUCUAAUAAUCAGAAUAGUCUAAAUAAAAAAGAUAUGCCCAGUGACAAUUAUGACGAUCUCUUUCAAAAUACUGGUAUAAGUACAGAUGAACUUGUUACGUUUGAUGCAGAUGAAGAUGGUUCGAAGCCAAAAGUCAUCGAUCUUUCUCAGUACAGCCCAACUUACUUUGGACCAGAGCAUGCUCAAGUUCUUUCUCGUCACUUGCUUCAUUCAAGCUUGCCAGGUCUGACUAGGAUGGAGCAAAUGUCAUUGAUGGCCUUGGCAGAUACAAUUGCUACUACCAGUACUGACAUUGGAGAAAGCAGAGACAGAAAUCAGGGUGGAGAAACUCUUGAUGAGUGUGGUUUAAAAUUUUUAUUGGCUGUUCGUCUUCACACAUUUCUAACAACUUCACUUCCCCCUGUACAUCGAGCUCAACUGCUUCACCAAGGCUUAUCUACUAGUCAUUUUGCCUGGGCGUUUCAUUCGGUAGCGGAAGAAGAAUUACUGAGCAUGCUCCCUGCAGUGCAGAAAGGAGAUCCAACAUGGUCAGAACUCAGAGCUAUGGGUAUAGGAUGGUGGGUUCGAAAUAUCCAUAGCCUGCGGAAAUGCAUAGAAAAGGUGGCUAAAGCAGCCUUUCAGCGAAAUAAUGAUCCACUUGAUGCGGCCAUUUUUUACCUCGCAAUGAAAAAGAAGGCUGUGAUCUGGGGAUUAUACAGGUCCCAAAAAGAUACUAAAAUGACACAGUUUUUUGGAAAUAACUUUACUGAGGACAGAUGGCGCAAAGCAGCAUUAAAGAAUGCAUUUUCUUUGCUUGGGAAACAGCGUUUUGAGCAUUCUGCAGCAUUCUUCUUGUUGGCAGGACACUUAAAAGAUGCAGUGGAGGUCUGCCUUGAAAAACUGAAUGACAUUCAGUUGGCUCUUGUAAUAUCAAGACUUUAUGAGUCAGAGUUUGAAGUAUCUGCUACUUAUAAAUCUGUACUACAGAAGAGAAUUUUGGGAAAUAUGUUUCCUGGAAAAGACACCUCAGGAAACAUGCACUGUGACCCUUUUCUGCGAAGUAUGGCUUACUGGAUUUUGGAAGAUUAUAGCAAGGCACUUGACACUUUGAUUAAACAUUCUGUUGAAGGUGAUGGAGAUGGCUCAUCGAGUUGUAACCCUGCAGUGUUUAACUUCUAUAAUUACUUAAGAACGCAUCCUCUCUUGUUGAGACGUCAUUUUGGCUCUUCUGAUACAUCUUCCACACACGUUUGCCUAACAGUAGAAAAUGACUUAGCUGACAAAAUCAACCUAGGUGAAAGACGGCUGUUUUUCACCACUGCGUAUGCUCAUCUAAAAGCUGGUUGUCCAAUGUUGGCCUUAGAAGUGUUAUCAAAGAUGCCUAAAGUUGUCAAGAGGUCAAAGUCAUUCUGUAGAUCCCCUAGUUUAAUGAAUACUAGUAAAGAGUUCUCACCAUCUUCUCCGCUUAAAGAGUUGGAAAUAAAAGACCAGUCUUCCAGUGUUGAUUGGUCACAACCAGUAUUGAAUGGUCUAGGUUCAUCUUCAGAUUGUUCAUCAGGAAAACAUUCAAGUUCAACUCUUUCCUUUGACUGGAGCCAGCCAAGUGUGGUGUUCCAAGAUGAACACUUGAAACUGCAGUCAGACAGUGAUGAAAGUGAUGAGAGUGAAGAUUCUUCCCUGGUAAUGAAAGACCUAAAACCUCUGAAGAAAACUGAAAAAUCAUAUGAAACAAGUUCUAGCUACACAGAAUCUUUUAGUGUAGUUGAUGACAAAGAUAUUCUGAGUCCAUCAGAAGAUAUAAUUUCAGCACAGCUGAAGUUUAGAGCAUGCCUUAAAAUUCUUACAGUAGAGCUUCGUACGCUGUCCACUGGUUACGAAGUAGAUGGUGGGAAGUUGAGGUAUCAGCUUUAUCAGUGGCUUGAAAGAGAAGUGGUAGCUCUUCAAAAGACCUGUGAUUAUAGUGUUGAAGAGAUACAGUCAGGAAUUACUGUGAUGCCAGAGGAAGCUACAUUACAUGAAAACAUUGAAGACUUAGCUGACCAGCAAAAAAAUAUGCUGCGGAAAGAAGACUUUCAGAAAAGACGUCAAUGGCUUCUGAAAUAUCAGUCUCUCCUAAGAAUGUUUCUUAGUUACUGUAUACUUCAUGGCUCUCAUGGUGGAGGUUUGGCAUCUGUCAGAAUGGAAUUAAUUCUGCUGUUGCAGGAGUCUCAGCAGGAGCAGUCAAUGCAGAUACCUUCCAGCCCUCUACCAGAACAAAGCUGCAUACCUCUCCUGUUUGCUUGCACAGCUAGUGCCAAAACAGUGGUGGCUAAUCCGUUGCUACAUCUUGGUAACUUAACUCAUGAUAUAUUACAUGCCAUAAUAAACUUUGAUUCGCCACCUCAUCCAGAUACUCAGAACAAUAAGAUAUAUGUGAUGCAUACCUUAGCAGCGUCGCUCUCUGCUUGCAUCUACCAGUGUCUUUGUGAUGGCCACAGCUACAGCUCUUUUCAAGCAAAUCAGUUCACUGGAACAGUGUAUCAGACAGAGCUAUUAACUCAGCGCCAUUCUGUAAGACCAACUUUAGAAGAAACAGUGACUCCCAAUACAUCACCUGCUCAGUGGCCAGGUCUCUCUGUUUUACUUUGUGAAAUUUUAACUGCGGUCUAUCUGAGUCUGUUCAUCCAUGGCCUGGCAACACAUUCUAGCAAUGAGUUAUAUAGAAUUAUGGCUCAUCCACUUAACAACAAAAUGUGGUCUGCUGUCUUUGGAGGAGGAGCUCAUACAUCCAGCAGAGGACAACUGCAAUUGAAGACAAAAGCUGUUUCUUCCUCUGUAGAUGAUGGAGAGAAACAGCAAAAACGUUACAGGCUUUCAUCAAAAACCUCUCCAAAAGAGAGUUCUCAGUCCCCUGCAUUGCCAUUGGUAGACCAAGAAUCUCCAUCUUACAAAGAAAGAUUUAUUCCUCCUGAGCUUAGCAUCUGGGAUUAUUUUAUUGCAAAGCCUUUUCCUCCUUCACAAAGUAGAGUGGAAUAUGAUUCAGAAGAGAGUCAGGAAAGUGGUGAAGAUGAUGAAGAUAUUGAUGGAGAUGUGUUUGCAUCAAAUUCACAUAAUCAAGAGCAUUCUAAUUCAAAUUCAUACAGUUGGUCACUGAUGAGAUUGGCAAUGGUUCAGCUGGUACUUCACAAUUUGAAGACUUUCUACCCUUUGGCUGGACAUGAUCUUUCAGAGCUUCCAGUUAGCUCUCCAAUAUGCCAUGCAGUUUUGAAAACACUACAGCGCUGGGAACAAGUUCUUCUCCGACGUCUUGAGCUAUAUGGGGGUCCACCUCAACAUUAUAUUUCGGUUCAUGCUUCUGAAGAUGCCCUAGCUGCUGGUCCUGCAUUGCUUCGCCAUAAAACUUUACUUGAACCUACAAACACUCCAUUCAGAUCUAACAGUCGUGUUGCACUAUCUGUGAAGAGGCUCUGGCAGUACUUGGUUAAACAGGAAGAAGUCCAGGAGACCUUUAUCAGAAACAUUUUUACAAAGAAGCGAUGCCUAAAUGAGUCAUUAGAGGAGCACAAUGAAACCAUGAAAAAUUCUGUGGUGGAGGAGCCCAUCAGCAAUAAGAUAGAAGCAGAUUUGGGAUACCCAGGAGGCAAGGCAAGAAUAAUCCAUAAAGAAUCUGACAUCAUCACUGCUUUUGCAGUCAAUAAGGCAAAUCGAAACUGCAUUGCAAUCGCAUCGAGUCAUGACAUUCAAGAAUUAGAUGUUUCUGCGAUCUUAGCUACACAGAUCUAUACCUGGGUUGAUGAUGAUGUGGAAAUAGAAAAUAAAGGGGCUGAUGAUUUCUUAGUUAUACAUGCUCGUGAUGAUCUGGUAAACGUUCAGGGAAGCACUCCUUAUACUCAUAGUAAUCCUGGCACACCUAUUAAUAUGCCUUGGCUUGGUAGUACACAAACUGGCAGGGGUGCAUCUGUGAUGCUCAAGAAGGCUAUUAAUAAUGUCCGAAGAAUGGCUUCUCAUCCAACAUUAAAAUAUUACCUGACAGGUGCACAAGAUGGUAGUGUAAGAAUGUUUGAAUGGGGUCAUGCGCAGCAAAUCACAUGUUUUCGGUCUGGUGGCAACUCAAGGGUAACUCGAAUGAGAUUCAAUUACCAAGGAAAUAAGUUUGGAAUUGUUGAUGCUGAUGGGUAUAUAAGUUUAUAUCAAACAAAUUGGAAGUGUUGCCCGCUUACUGGAACUUCACCUAAACCAUAUUUGACCUGGCAGUGUCAUAACAAAACAGCCAAUGACUUUGUUUUCAUCAGUUCAUCAUCUUUGAUAGCCACAGCAGGAUUGUCUUCCGACAACAGAAAUAUUUGUCUUUGGGAUACUUUGGUUUCACCUACAAAUAGCUUGGUGCAAGCUUUUAUCUGUCAUGAUAGUGGGGCAACUGUGCUAGCGUAUGCUCCAAAACAUCAGCUGUUAAUAUCUGGAGGCAGAAAAGGCUUUACAUGUAUAAUCGAUCUUCGCCAAAAACAGCAGCAGCAGUUACUCCAGAGUCAUGACUCUCCAGUCAAAGCAAUUGCUGUUGGUCCUACAGAAGAGUAUUUUGUCACAGGAUCUGCUGAAGGCAACAUAAAGGUAUGGAGUUUGUCUUCGUUUCAUCUUCUUCACACUUUCAUCAAUGAGCAUGCUCGACAGUCUCUCUUCAGAAACAUCGGGACGGGAGUCAUGCAAAUUGAGACAGGACCAGCAAAUCACAUAUUUUCCUGUGGUGCUGAUGGAACAGUAAAGAUGAGAAUCUUGCCCGAUGGAUUUAGCCCUUUAAAUGAUGUGUUGAAAAAUGAUGUGAAGCUUAUGAUCUAA
Opisthocomus hoazin is the source of this 8982-nucleotide messenger RNA. The record is from RefSeq and is a predicted model, not a curated record. Lineage: Eukaryota; Metazoa; Chordata; Aves; Opisthocomiformes; Opisthocomidae.